Striga hermonthica is the source of this 300-nucleotide messenger RNA. NCBI's taxonomy places the organism in Eukaryota, Viridiplantae, Streptophyta, Magnoliopsida, Lamiales, Orobanchaceae. The record is from the annotation of a GenBank genome assembly.
AUGGCCAUUCAACGCAUGCUUAGACGCUCUUUAUCAUCCGAGAAAAGAUCGAACGAAAAGGGAGUCGAAGUCCCAAAAGGACACUUUGCUGUUUAUGUUGGGGAAAAUAUUGACGAGAAGAAGAGAUUUGUUAUUCCGGUUUCGUAUUUGAACCAUCCUUCGUUUCAAGAGUUGCUUGUUCAAGCCGAAGAAGAAUUUGGUUUCGAUCAUCCUAUGGGAGGCCUAACUAUUCCGUGCAGUGAAGAUUUGUUCGUUGAUCUUACAUCCCAUUUGAGGAAAAUGAGAUUAAAUAGGUCUUAG